This is a messenger RNA of Colletotrichum acutatum, 1108 nucleotides long. Its product is annotated as Rhodanese-like domain-containing protein. Gene Ontology annotation, molecular function: thiosulfate-cyanide sulfurtransferase activity. Gene Ontology annotation, cellular component: mitochondrion. The record is from RefSeq and is a predicted model, not a curated record. The transcript is spliced from 2 exons. Lineage: Eukaryota; Fungi; Ascomycota; Sordariomycetes; Glomerellales; Glomerellaceae. The coding region runs from base 351 to 1007 and encodes 218 amino acids.
AUUGACAAGAAACCGGUAAAAGCCAGGUCGUCGAACAGAGCUGAAGCCCGCCCGACUAAUAUCAGUGGAGACCGGUCAGUGCUGGACGACAAUGCGGGCAGCACUGGCUGUCAUCAGCGCUGCACGCCAGGUCCCCGGCGCCCCGCCGUUCCCUGGUCGAAAGGAAACCCGCUGGAGCUUCCCGCAGUCAGUUCAAAGCUCCAAGCUCCGACUCCCAAGUUCCUUAGCUACCCCCGUCCCCGAAACGUCCUCUAUUCGCUUUUGACGGUCGCGGGAUUUCCAUCCCAUCAAGUCAACUCCUUGGCCCCACCAAUAAACGAAAGAGAGAAGGAAAGAGAGAAGGAAAGAGAAUGGCUUCCACCAAGAGCAUAUGCGCCAACGCCCUCCGCGCGAGCAUUCAGCUCGCCCGCGCCCCGACAGCGGCGGCCACGACCAGACGGUACUUUGCUGCCGCGGCGGCGUCGACUGUCUCGGCCCGCGUCGUUCCGGGAAAGGCAAUUACGACUCCUCUGCGAUUGAGGGCUGCUCAUGCUGCUGCAGUGACGACGAACCAGAAUGCGACGGCACGCUACUUCUCCUCGGAGAAGGAGAGGGUGGAGGACGACUACCACCAGAUCUCGGCGAACGGGAGCAAGAUCUGGGACUUUGAGCAGAUGGCGGAGCUGGCCAAGGAUCCCGGCAACGUCGUCAUUGUCGAUGCCCGCGAACCGCACGAACUAGUAGAAACAGGCCGCAUCCCCACGGCACUCAACAUCCCCGUCGCCACGGCGCCCGAGAGCUUCCUCAUCGCCGACGAGGACUUUGAGGACCGGUACGGGUACCCUCGCCCGAGCAAGGACACGGAGCUGGUGUUCUAUUGUAAGGCCGGCGUGCGGAGCCGGGCGCUGGCGACGCUGGCGAGGGAUGCUGGGUGGUCCAAGGUCGGGGAGUACCCCGGUAGCUGGCUGGACUGGGCGAAGAAGGGGGGAGAGGUUGAGAAGGGUGGAAAGCAAAUUGGGCAGGAUUGAUUAGCGUCGGGUUUCUUGUCACGGGGUUGAGGGAAUGUAUGAAUAAAGUCCUGAGGCGAGUGUCAUACGACACGGCGCGGCACACGGGAUGGCAAGAUAGA